Dichomitus squalens LYAD-421 SS1 is the source of this 1692-nucleotide messenger RNA. Its product is annotated as acyl-CoA dehydrogenase/oxidase. Gene Ontology annotation, molecular function: flavin adenine dinucleotide binding; fatty-acyl-CoA binding; glutaryl-CoA dehydrogenase activity. The record is from RefSeq and is a predicted model, not a curated record. Gene Ontology annotation, cellular component: mitochondrial inner membrane. Gene Ontology annotation, biological process: fatty acid beta-oxidation using acyl-CoA dehydrogenase; fatty-acyl-CoA biosynthetic process. NCBI's taxonomy places the organism in Eukaryota, Fungi, Basidiomycota, Agaricomycetes, Polyporales, Polyporaceae. The coding region runs from base 58 to 1590 and encodes 510 amino acids. The transcript is spliced from 11 exons.
CUCCCGCUGUACUCCGUUCCUUGACUGCUUUCUUUCCGCUCGGACACAGCUCACAUUAUGCUUGCGAAGGCGACAUUUAGAACAGCAAACCUCACGCGAGGGUGCAGGGCCCGCGUGCUUCGCGGCAUGUCAUCCGCAGAUUGGAUGAGCAGCCGGAUGGCUUCUGGCUACGCCAAGUUUGACUGGGAGGACCAAUUAAACCUUGAGAGCCUCCUCACAGAAGAGGAGAUCGCUGUUCGCGACACUGCUCGCGCUUUUUGUCAGGAGAACCUCCUACCCCGUGUCAUCGAGGCUCAGCGGACGGAAGAAUUCAACCACAACAUUCUCCCCUCCAUGGGCGAGCUCGGGCUCCUCGGGCCGACCAUCAAGGGGUACGACUGUGCGGGCGUGAGCAGCGUUGCGUACGGUCUCAUUGCGCGCGAGGUGGAGCGUGUCGACUCAGGAUACCGCUCGACGAUGUCCGUGCAAUCGUCGCUCGUGAUGCAUCCCAUAUACGCGUAUGGGACCAAGGAGCAGAAGGAGAAGUACCUCCCUCUUCUAGCCAAGGGCAAAAUCAUUGGUUGUUUCGUGAGUCACUUCCUUCAAUCUGCUCCCUGUCUACUCCUACGUGCGUCCUGCUUGACCCACUAUUGCAUGCGUGAAAGCUUGCAUGCACACGAAAUAGGCUGUCAUACGACUGUGUACAAGCGUUACUGUCAGGGAUGUAGCGCAUCACAGCGAGUCUCGUCGCGGCUCUCCGAUUGCAGUAACGACGCUGUCGUUCUUCAGAUCCCACAGUCAGCCUCCACUAUCAUUGCUAACCAUGACAUUCAGGGUCUGACCGAACCAAACCACGGAUCCGACCCAGCGGGUAUGGAGACGACAGCGACAGAAGUUGAUGGCGGCUAUGUGAUCAACGGCGCGAAGACAUGGAUAUCCAACGCCCCUGUCGCCGACAUCUUCGUCGUCUGGGCACGCUGCAAGUGGGACAACAAGGUCCGCGGCUUCAUCCUCGAGAAGGGCAGCAAAGGCCUUUCCGCCCCGGCGAUCAAGCACAAGCUCGCCCUGCGCUGCUCACUCACAGGCUCCAUCUUCAUGGACAACGUAUCCGUUGGCCACGACGCGCUUCUCCCUCACGGCUCGGGGCUCGGGGCGCCGUUCGGGUGCCUGAACAACGCGCGGUACGGGAUCUCGUGGGGCGCGAUGGGUGCGCUCGAGGACUGCGUGCACCGGACGCGGUCGUACGCCCUAGAGCGGCACCAGUUCAAGCGGCCGCUGGCGAGCUUCCAGCUAGUGCAGAAGAAGCUGGUGGACGCGCAGACGGAGGUGUCGCUGGGGCUGCUGGCGAGCUUGCAAGUGGGGCGGCUGAAGGACGAGGGCAAAGCUGCGCCGGAGAUGAUCAGUCUCGUGAAGCGGAACAAUUGCGGGAAGGCGCUGGAGCACGCGAGAAGGGUGUUGGAUAUACUGGGGGGCAAUGCUUGCUCGGACGAGUACCAUGUUGGCAGGCAUGUCGCAAACCUUCAGGUCGUAAAUACAUAUGAGGGGACCUAUGAUAUCCACACACUCAUUCUGGGCAAAGCGCUCACGGGGAUUCAGGCCUUCGCUAAUUAAAUAGCGUAGUUGUCGAGCUAAGGGUCUGCCUAGCAUCUGUACUUGAUUCGCAGUGCACCAUUGGAGCCCUACACAAUCUACGUUCAUAAUGUCUGCAUCCAA